Messenger RNA from Anoplopoma fimbria (sablefish), 5217 nucleotides. RefSeq names its product DEAD (Asp-Glu-Ala-Asp) box helicase 6 (gene ddx6). Gene Ontology annotation, molecular function: RNA helicase activity; mRNA binding; ATP binding. Lineage: Eukaryota; Metazoa; Chordata; Actinopteri; Perciformes; Anoplopomatidae. The transcript is spliced from 14 exons. Gene Ontology annotation, cellular component: P-body; cytoplasmic stress granule. The record is from RefSeq and is a predicted model, not a curated record. Bases 500 to 1969 code for a protein of 489 amino acids. Gene Ontology annotation, biological process: P-body assembly; cytoplasmic stress granule assembly.
CAAGACUCUUUCGUAGUCAGCUAAAUAAAUUGAGUACACCUUACAAACACCGCAUAGAGAACCGAUUAUUGCAGUGAUACAAGGGUUGGAGAAACCUGAGAGGACGCAGCGGCUCAGUGAAGCUAAACAAGAUGGCUAGCUAAACAGUCUGCCAACACUUGGACGCUAGCUAAGCCCUCUGCUGAAGUAUAGUUCACAUGGAAAUGGCAGAUUACUUGUAUGCAAAGACCUGAUUUGCUUCAGAAAUCCGUGUGUACAAGAUAUCUAAAAAUUAAAUGGGGAAUUUGUUUAAUUUGACACUUGAUGUCUCACAAACAACAACAUUGUGGAGGAACCUGCUUUGACAAACACGAUUUAAACAUUUGACAUUUGGAUAAUUCCUAAAGUCUCAAGAGAGGAGGACAAUCUUAAAUUUUGAGUGGUUCCAGCAGACUGGCAUAACGUCAUUUAUAGAUUUCAAAAUAUUUCUUUGCUAUUGCAACAGAAACGCUAAGUAGACAUGAGUACUGCCAGGACAGAGAACCCAGUGAUUUUGGGCUUGUCCAACCAGAAUGGACAGCUCAGAGGCUCAGUUAAGCCUGCUGGAGCACCAGGUGGAGGAGGUGGAGGAGGAGGAGGAGGUGGAGGAGGCCAUCAACAACAGCAACUUAAUCAGAUGAAAGGCACAAUCAACAAUGGUAAUUCCCAGCUGGCCCCGACAACUAAUGCUGUCAUCAAGCCUGGAGAUGACUGGAAGAAAAGUUUGAAGUUGCCUCCAAAAGACACGAGGAUGAGAACUUCGGAUGUGACUGCAACCAAAGGCAAUGAGUUUGAAGAUUAUUGCCUAAAGAGGGAGCUGCUCAUGGGAAUCUUUGAGAUGGGCUGGGAAAAGCCAUCUCCAAUCCAGGAGGAAAGCAUUCCCAUUGCACUGUCAGGAAGGGAUAUCUUGGCCAGAGCCAAAAAUGGCACGGGAAAGAGUGGAGCCUACCUCAUUCCCUUACUUGAACGCAUUGACCUGAAGAGGGACUGCAUACAAGCUAUGGUCAUAGUGCCCACCCGAGAACUGGCUCUGCAAGUAAGCCAAAUAUCUAUCCAGGUCAGCAAACACAUGGGUGGGGUAAAGGUAAUGGCAACCACAGGUGGAACCAACCUACGUGAUGACAUCAUGAGACUCGAUGAAACGGUACAUGUGAUCAUUGCCACUCCUGGGAGAAUUUUAGACCUCAUCAAGAAAGGAGUGGCCAAAGUCAAUCAAGUGCAGAUGGUUGUUCUGGAUGAAGCGGACAAACUCCUGUCUCAGGACUUUGUGGUUAUGAUGGAGGAAAUGCUGGGCUUUCUGCCCAAACAGAGGCAAAUCCUGCUUUAUUCUGCAACCUUCCCUCUCAGCGUUCAGAAGUUUAUGAAUGCACACUUGCAGAAACCCUAUGAGAUCAACCUGAUGGAGGAGCUCACACUGAAGGGUGUGACUCAGUAUUACGCUUAUGUAACUGAAAGGCAAAAAGUCCAUUGCCUUAACACCUUGUUCUCCAGGCUCCAGAUCAACCAGUCAAUAAUCUUCUGCAACUCCUCUCAGAGAGUGGAACUCCUUGCCAAGAAGAUCUCCCAGCUUGGUUAUUCAUGUUUCUACAUUCAUGCCAAGAUGAGACAGGAGCAUCGCAACCGUGUGUUCCACGACUUCAGAAACGGCCUCUGCCGGAAUCUUGUCUGCACUGACCUCUUCACAAGAGGAAUUGACAUUCAAGCUGUGAAUGUUGUGAUCAACUUCGACUUUCCCAAGCUGGGAGAAACGUACCUUCAUCGCAUUGGUAGAUCUGGCCGCUUUGGACACCUGGGUCUAGCCAUCAACCUCAUCACUUACGAUGAUCGCUUCAACCUGAAAGGGAUUGAGGAGCAGCUUGGAACAGAGAUCAUGCCCAUCCCUGGAAUCAUUGACAAGAGCCUAUAUGUGGCCGAGUACCACAGUGAGGGUGGUGAAGAAGUCAAGCCAUGAGCCAAUCAGUCCAACCUCCAUUCCCCUUUUUUUCUUUUUUCAUCCCCCUUGUCUUGGAGUUCUCAUUUUUCUUUUUUUUUUUUUUCUGUUUUUUUUUCUGUACAGUUUCUGUCUGUCUUCCUUUUUUGGAUGCCACAAUAAGGAUUGUGUAUUUUGAUGGGACGCGUUUCGGAAGAACUCAUUUGCCCUUUUAUAGGGCUCUGUGCUGCACCAACACACCCUGAAGACAUGAGCACCGGGAGGAAAGCAUGGGACCAAGUCAAAAAUGUAUCAAUGCACAUUGUGAAGAGUCAUAUCCACCAAUGACGGAAAGCCAGCACCAACAGACCGCCAUAUGACACCCUCCAUUCUCCAUGUUUUAUUUUGGGAAGUUUAACCAAUUUGUAUCAAGUGCCUUAACAAGCAGAUCAACUCGUUCUAAAGUAAUAACCAUUCAUUAUCCGUCAUCUUGCUCACUUCAUACCACACACUCACAUUAUUGAAAAUUUGUUCCACUAAUUUAAUGUCCGACCACAUAGGUGAAUCCAUAACUGUUUUUGGUUGAGUCAUCCGUUUGCAAGGAAUGGAGAUAAUUAUGAGGGAGGCUGGUCUGAAUGAUCUUUUUUGCUGGCUUUGCUGCACUUGAGUCUGGCUGAUAAACGAGGACAAACUUGGAUGUUCCAUGGACAGAGAUGCUGGAUUUUGUUCCAAGAGACAGACAGACGGACUGUCCAGUUGCUUGUGUAGGAGCUUGUGCUUCUAAAAGACCCAGAUCCUUUCCUCUGUCUUCAGUAUCAGAACACUAAAAAUGAAUAAGCAGCCUCUCAACACCAUGAGUCAUGAGGAUUCCUGUUUCGUGGAGUUAAAUUGUAGGGAGCGCAUUUUCUUUCUUUCUUUCUUUUUUGUCCUGUGUUUCACCUUCCUAUGGAUGGCCAUACUUUAUUCUGCGAGAUGUGCAGCCAACAUGUGGGGUGCACCUUACACCUUGUGUAUAUACCUUAAUUUUAAGAUUGUUUUAAACAAGUUCAAAAGGCUGGCCAACAAACUGAAAGACACCCCCCCCUUCUUCUUUUUUGUUAGCACUGGAGACUUUUUUCCUUAACUUGGUUUGUUUGAUCUGCAAUAUUGGCCUGUGAAUUUAUUUAUAAUUUUAGAAAUUGCAGAGUUUAUUAGAAUCUAAAACAUUUAAAAGAGCUUGUGCAUGAAAUUUCUUUUGGAGGCAGAGUUCACCAAUAAUCUUUAGCCCCUUCAAUUGCUGGAGUGUGCAAUUCUCUAAAGCUGCACUUAAACUGAGAUUGUUUAAAUUGUUGCCCCCAUUCUCCUGCUACCAGUGUUAACAAGUGUUCAGUCUAGACAGAUGGCUUUGUCAAGCUUGUGCAUUUGAGUAAUGAAUUCUUUGUUGUCACCAGCCUUAACUUGUGAAACUGACUCUUGAGAUGCACUCUUAAGAUCUCCACUUAUACUGAGUGUUGUUAUUGGAAGAAAAAAUAAUAUUCUAUCAUGUAGUAGUACUACUCGCUCUCGCAGUGCAGCCGAAUUGGCAGAGAAUUUGUUUUCCGAGGGAAGUAUUAGCUGUUACGUUCUAUGUGCUCUUUAAGCACAGCUACAUCACUUCACAAAUGUUGAGGAGGAAGCUGUGGAUUUAUGUUCCCCCUUUAGAAGAAUGUUUGCCAAAUGCAUCAAAAUGAAACAUCGGACUUAAAAUGUAGCAGGAAUUCACUCUCUGUGCAUUGCACGUUAUCUGGCUUCAUUAAACCCAGCUAACAAAAGAUGCCUCGUUUAAAAACAACCUGAGCAGGUUGGGCUGCACUUAACGCACAGAGAGACGGGUUCAGGCAAUAACACUGACUGCACUGCUUUUUGUACGCCCAUAAUGCCCAAAUGGGAGAAAAGUGUGAUGCAGAACAUAAAAAAAAAAUAUGGCACAGAGGGGGAAUGGGCAUGAAGGAUUACAUAUUACUAUUAGUCGGACUGCUUGUUUAGAAAAAAACUUGGGCACCUCACUGCUGAGUUCAUGCCGUAUUUCUCUGCCCUCUUAUUGUGUUGAUAUUUUGGGUUUGGAAUACAGUUGCUUUUUGAAUUUUAUGAAAUAUGACAACCUAGUUCUGCAAUAAGGUCCUCUGACCACUUGUUUGAUCAGCUGAAACCUUUUUGCAAAUGAGGUUCCCUUUGUUAUGGUGAGAUGCUCUCUAACCUGUUCUAACCAAUGAGAAGUAGUAUUGCACAUUUAAUUUAAUAUCUUAAAAAAAAAAAAAUCCAAACAGUGUGACUAUGUUGAUCAGUUUAAAAAUGACCCUUGUAUUUCUCAUUGGUUAGGACUGAUCCCUGUUCUCUCAGCUCUAUUGUUGUCCCCUAAAUACUUGUAUGUCUAAUUUGGCUGUUUUGACUUCUGGUUUGGGUUUGGGUGGGGGUGGAGGGGGGGGUUGUAUUUUUCAAACAUUCAAAUUAAAUGAAGCAUUAGUUGAGUGAACAGGGAUCUAAUUGUGCAGGCACUUGGCAGCUGCCUGUUUCUUGUCAGCCACUGGCAGUAAUUGUCACGGCAAAUGCCUUUAGAGCUAAAUUGACAAUCCCUCAAGAUUUAGUGUAUUGCUACCUUUUGAUGGAAUGCUGCUCUACUGCCAGUGGCUUUUUGAGAACCUUAAAGACUGAGACAAGAGCAUCUUGCCCCAGAUUGGGUGACUUAAUUGGAUAGUUUAUGUAACGAAAUUGUCUCAGUCUUUAAGGCUUUUUUUUUUUUUAUGAAUUUGUGGGGGGGGCUAAAUUAGUGCUCUUGCUGCCCUGAUGCACAUGUUCAUCCUCUGUUGAUAGUUCUGAAACAUUUACAAAAACGCAGCUUUUGUGUACAAUCUGGCCACUUAUCUGUUGCGGAGGAUGUGAGGAGUCCGUUAGGGAUUUCUUUCAAAACUGAUGCAUCAGUAAAAUAAAUGGGGAGGAGCCUUUGGGCAUAAAAACAACAGGAUGAUAAGAUCUAAAGUUCCAAAGUUAUGUUAAUGGGUAUAAAAAGGUUUGAAAAAGUUGCCCUUGGAUUUUUUUUAUUUUCAAAUGAAACGUUCAAGUGGAGUUAACCUUAUUUAAAAAAUCUCCAAAUUUAAGGAAGAAUUCAAAGCCUGAGUUAAUUUUUUUUUUUUUUUAAUUUAAUGGAAAUUUGGUCGUUAUUUAAUUGGCAAUUUUUUACAGUGACGCUAAUUUUACAAUGGAAUUAAGUUUAAAAGAUGUCAUGAAUAUUAUUGGAUUCGAUUGAAAGUUUUGUUGAGAAUAAAGCUCACUGA